AUGCAUACAUGCUGUCGCGCUUGCAGGCCCCCGCCAGCAGUCCGUUCACAGAUCACCCACCCCUGCUCCCUCUGCUGGCCCGCUGGCUGGCUGGCUGGCUCGCUCGCUGGGUCAUCACCGCCGCCGUCACUUCUCUCGAGGCGGGUCCAUCCAUACAACUGCUGCCGCUGUAAUCAUAAAACUCCCAAACCUCCCGCUCUGACCUCUCUUUCCCGUCCGCUCUCACUCCUACUCUUAUUCACACACUCUCUCCCUCUCCCGCCAACAAUUCCCUUUACCAGCCCGUGGCUUGCAAGACAACAACCGCUACUUUCGCUUGCCCACGCCAAUCACCGCCCACCACUCCCAAAGCAGUCACCCGUGCUCCGCUCAGGUAGCGACAAUUCCCUCUGCACUCCCGCCGCCAAUACAUGUGCCGCUUUCGUCGUCCCGCCCUCUCACCACUACAAGACCCCGAGCAUUCGCCUGCUCCUCCUCCUCCUCCUCCACAUCCUCUUCUCGCAAUCUCUGCUGCGAACAAAACAUCCGUCGCUGCACUUGUCUGAGAAGGCCCGAAUCUUCCAAUUGGUUACCGCUGCCAUGGACCUGCCUGCCGCAUCUCGCACCACCGCCACACGCUCUCGCCGAUCAGAACGGAGAGGAGACCGGGGCCAUCAUUCGUCGUCAUCGUCAUCGCAAUCCAGUCCUCCCACCUAUGGAUAUCACAACACUUUCCACACCCACGCACCCUUGGUCCUGGCCUCUCCGCCCUCGUACGCCCAAGCGACCAGCCCAGCAACCCUCGCAUGGCUCAACGCAAAAGCCUCCGCAGAGGCCACCCAUGUCCGCCGAGUCCAGGCACCGCCGCCCUACACAUGCACAGUCGAGUUGCAGGGUGUCAUGGGCAUGAGGAUGGAGCUGUCCAACAUCUUCGAGAUUGCCCGCGGCCGCGAGUGGACUGACGUCUAUGUCGUUCUGCGAGGAACUCAGCUCAGCAUCCACCGUAUAAAAACCCCAGGCAUUCUCAGCAAAUCCCGCGUGCCCACCGCCGGCCGCCUGUUGAAGACCUUCACCCUACAGCACGCCGAGAUAGGCGUAGCUUCAGACUUUAGAAAAACCUCCCUGAUCCCCAAAUCCCCGUUUGCUCACCUGGUUCCCGCUUCUGCUCGAGCCAAGCUGUAUGAAUCAGAUCCCCACCUGUUCGAGCCGGUUCGGGAGCACGUUUUGCGACUCCGUCUCGAGACUGACCAGUUCCUGCUCUGCGCCAACGAUGUCGAGGACUUGCUCACGUGGGCCGAGAAACUUUGCGCCGCCAUUGACAUCAGCCCCCCGAUCGAGGACCGGAGCGAGCCUCGAUACCGCAGUCUUCCUCGUCGGAACAGGCGACAGCGAGUCCUGGACGGAUCCCAGCUGGGCGAGAACCUCGAAAAUCUGUCGAGUCUGGAAGCUGGCCGACGUAUCAUUGCAGAACAAGAGGCCAUCAUCAGAGAGCUCUAUCCGCAUCUGGCAGCUCAAGCGCAAGCCGAAGGCGUCGAAGAGACAGCACCUGCUUCUCAAGGCGCAGACCCCGACCGUGACGAGUUCGAUGCCGACGACGUUCGCUUUCCGAUGCGUUCAUCUGCCGCCAGCCGCUCUGCGUCCCGAGACGGUGAAACCGGUGACGAGUCACGACCAUCCUCGAGCGAAGCCGUCGACGUGGAUCCCAAAAAUGCCCCCAUUGUAUAUGCCAGCCACGCCCAGAUUCUUCGCUACCGACGACGAUGCGCCCCUGUGCUUCUUGCGUGCUCCCCAAGGGUCAGCGACGUGGUAAUUAGGGAUGGUGAACGCGUACGCAUCAACACCAGGGAAACCAUCUUGGAAGAGUACACAUCUCAUCCUCCUCGCUAUGACGCCCACCAGUUCCCAAAGAUUCGACGCACGCCAAAACCGAUCGAAGUGGUCCCUCAAAUCACUUCUACUGUGCCCAUCACCAGCCCCAUCACCUUGGAACGUCCAAGUUCUCCUCUCCGCGGCAUCAGCGAUGAUUCCAUCACAUCCUUCGGCUAUGAUUUGGCCUCGACGUCUUCAGGCCACCAAUCCGAUAACCACUCGGAUCAUCACUCCGAUCAAAUCCGCUCCGCUGCUCCAUCUGAACCGCCAUCACCUACUGCUUUGACCCAAGUCAAGGCUGACGCCAACCGCCAGCUGGCAGCCAUGGGAAAGCGGAGACACAGCGAGGAGCAACGGGAGAAUGGAAUGGGCACCAUGACUCUGGGCAUGCCGCUCUACAUCUAA
Periconia digitata is the source of this 2253-nucleotide messenger RNA. NCBI's taxonomy places the organism in Eukaryota, Fungi, Ascomycota, Dothideomycetes, Pleosporales, Periconiaceae. The record is from the annotation of a GenBank genome assembly.